GUUUUGCCUUUGUUCUUUCUCAAUAAAAUUAGGCCGAAGCAGCAAAAUGUAGAUCAGGGGUAAAAUCUUGCAACCUUUAGACGUAUCUCUGCUUCAACACACCUGAAUCAAAUAAUGAGGUCAAUAGCAGGACUCUGGAGAACAUGGCUGCAUACUGAGAAGGUGACUGAGCCAUUUAAUUCAGGUGUGAUGGACCAGAGACUACCUAAACGUUGUAGGACACCAUCUGGAUUUGAAGACCUCUAAAGUCAAAUAAAGUCUAAUGUAGUCUACAAGCUUGUAAAGUUAAUGUUAAAACAACCUCAUUUAUAUGGGAGUGGCUGUUAAUUCACUAAAAUUGAGCUCAUAUGUAAACCAGCUACUGUUGAACAUUGAAUAUGGUUUUAAGAUUUCAUUUUCUAAUUUAUUUUUAUAACUUCCUUUUUAUUUGAAACUCUAGUGGUACCUUGCAGUUGUCUAUCAGUGGUCUAUCACUUUCAGUCUGGUUUGUAUAAAAUUCUGUUUUGCAGCAAUACAGUAGACUGGCACUAUAUGAACCAGAGGUGUGUUUAUGAGGUUAGAACCAGUUGAAAGCUGGAGCCCACAGGGCACCGCCUAUAGACUGGUGUAGUCGUCAUCCCAUCCACUGGGGGCUUGUAUUUUUUAUUAUUGUGGGAUUAGAACGCAUUAUUCCAAUAUGGAGGAACCAGGUCGUAGAUCUACUACAGUGUAGACUCCUACGCCCCGAGUCUCCCCCUGCAGUUCAUUGGUCCAUGAGCGGGUUCAGCACCACGCAGGGUGAACAGCGACACUCCGCAGUUUCGUCGGAUGAGGAUGCCACGGAAGCCGCUCAACACGGUUACUAUGACACUGGGUUUCUUCUUCUUUUUUUACUCCGAAUGAGACUGUUCCAUCCAUCCAUAGGAAGUAGUCCCAGCCAGGAUAUUUCUCAGUUUGAUCGGCGGAUUCGUCUUGUCUUCAGAGGAGAUCUAGCAUCGCGGAUGUUCGGAUGCUUCACAGAUUUCUUUUAUUUCGCCGGGUCUGCUUUGCUUCGAGUCCAAAGGCAUGACGGACUCUACUAAAACCAUCCCUCGGGUUCAGUCCAGGUGCUUUAUCUUCUCAUGCACAACGCCGCAUCCGCUAUCACAGCUGCCGCCGCCCGAACACCGGUUCUCCCAGCCGGCGCCACGGUGUCCGCCGGUCCCCCAAAGCCUCUUAUGACAUGACAACUCCGGGCAGGAGGAGCAGGAUCAAAGGUUGUGGGUAGGGGUUGCAGAAGGAUGGGUCACAUCCUCAAGGAAAGGGUGCAGAGAAACUGAAAGUUUCCCUUUCACAGUGUCUAAGCAGAGAAGAGCUCGACUGGUUUGGAGUCUCCAGGGGGUCAGAAAGUCCCCGUGAUCCUUAUUCUGAUCUGUAUACCUUCAGUGUGGUGACCCCCACCUCUGCCUCCCAGUCUCAUCUGAUGUACGGCCUCAUAGUGUUGAUACUGGUCGAGUCCCAGCCAGCUGCGAGGUUCCCCGGGCCUGUGAGGUUCUCCUUCUCCUGCGCAGUCAUGGGCUGCAUUCAGAGCAUAGCCUGCAACAAGUCGCGAAUCAAGCGGGAGAACAUCGUGGUGCAUGACCUGUCCGCCACCAUAGACCACUGUCCGACUGUCAUAGAGGAAAACUCCCCCAUUGUGCUCCGAUACAAGACGCCCUACUUUAAAGCCGCUGCGCGGAUUGUCAUGCCCCCCAUUCCGCGCAACGAGACCUGGGUGGUGGGUUGGAUCCAGGCGUGCACUCAGAUGGAGUUUUACAACACCUACGGAGACAUCGGCAUGUCGAGCUGGGAGCUGCCUCAGCUGCGGGAGGGUCUGGUGAGGGCCAUCAGCGACUCCGAUGGCAUCAGUUAUCCCUGGUACGGAAACACAACAGAGACGGUCACCAUAGUGGGGCCCACCUCCAAACCGUCCCGCUUCACAGUCAGCAUGAAUGAUAACUUUUACCCCAGUGUCACCUGGGCCGUGCCGGUCAGCGAGUCCAACACGCCCUUGCUGACCAACAUCAAGAGGGACCAGAGCUUCACCACCUGGCUGGUGGCGCUGAACACCACGUCCAAGGAGAAGAUCCUGCUACACACCAUCAAGUGGCGGAUGAGGGUGGACAUAGUUGUGGAUCCAGCCCAGCCUCUGGGCUCCAGAGCCCGGCUGGUGGGCCGGCUGUACCAGGAACAACCGCGGGUGCUGAGCCGCAUGGAGCCCGUCCCUCCAAACGCCAUGGGGAAGCCGAACGCCAAUGACGCCCAGGUUCUGAUGUGGAGGCCAAGGAGAGGUCCUCCGCUUGUUGUCAUACCGCCUAAAUAGAGCCAAGAGAGGCUCUUCAUAACUGUUUCUUUUUGCUACAACAUCACAGAGAGCCACAUACGACUGAAAAUGAUGAUGAAAGACAGAAGCAGAGUUAAGUAUUUAAUUGUUGAAUCAGUAUUAAAACUCUGCCUUAAUUCCCCACCGCUGCCUUUGACCAUCCAGAAGGUUUCAGCCUCUGGUGCUGCAGAACUGUGGAGCGUACGGAGGUGCACUCUAACCCAGCACACCCGAGCAGAGCGCUGCUUAACUCUGAGAAAACACCGUCAGUGCUGGGAUGUAUCAUUAAUCUUCGAUGUAGCUCCUCUGGCUCAGGAGGACGUGAUCAAGCCUUGACACAGGCAGAUAUACACAAAAAGGUUUACAGCCUUAAAGAUCCUCCAGAGGAAAAGUUUUGGAGGUGAAGGUGAAGGAAAGACAACUCUAUUGUGGGGAUUAAUUGAUCGUUUUCAUUUCUGAUGGAUGAUCUGAAUGUACGUAUUCAGGUGUUUUUGUUUGUGCAGAUGUGUUUUUAUAACGGCUGCUUUCGGGCUUGCUGCUGUCACACCAGACUGCCUCAAACACGCCAGAGGCCUCAUUCAGGUUAGUUUUAGAUUCUACUUUCAGAUCACAGGAAAUGCAGACUCGACACGUACACAAUGACACAUGAAUGAAGCCUACAGAGAGAUUCUCCUUUUCUAACAGUGACUUCAUCCAAGCUUCCCAGUUGCUCCAGUUCUGCCUUUGCAAAGCCAGAGAUGCCUGCCGAUAUCGACAGUAAAGCCGGAUUUUUUAAUUUUAUUUUAUUUUUUGGUGAAAUUUUCAGACCCCUCCUAUUAGAUUUGGAGAGAAUGAAAAUGUAAGGAUGCAAACGUACCUCGAAAUGAUUUGACUGUUUGUUAGAAAGGGAAACCAGUAGUAUACCACCAUGUUGAAUCACAACUACAUGCCACAUCAUCAAACCCUCUGUCCCCCUUUUCACCUCCAUAAAUUCAUGGUCUUUCAGUAUUACUCACAGGGGCUUUAUGCUGCUUUUGUCUCCCAGUGGGAGCUGUGUUCGGACUGGUAUCGUGAAAUAGAUGGGGUUUAGUAGACUUUGGGGUUGGAAGUGGCGAAUAGGAACUCUAAACUCUUCAUUCUUCCUCUCUACCUUGCCUGUUGCUCUUAAGCUUUGCAUCCCAUCUUAAAAUGCGGUUUAAAAAUCUGCCUCUACAAUCGACGACUUGCUUUAAAAACUCGUUGUCGUAGUUUUUAUUUCUCAGAAGGCAAACCAGAGAGUGGGUUCCAGCUAUUGAGGAAUUACAUUUCUCCUGACCUCUCUGGGAAAAUUUGCUCUUCCUGCUUUUGCAUAGCAAGAUCCAACUGAUUGUUGAACCAAGGAACAGUGUGGCUCUCAUCCAGGCAGAGUACAGAUCUUUACCCUUCCCUGGGUUUGAAGCUUGUCUGUAAUUAGCAGAGUAUCAAGGUUUGGGUCAUGGAUGCAGUUUACAGUGUUACAGCCACAGUGUCUAGAUCAGGGGUGGGCAACUCCAGGCCUCGAGGGCCGGUCUCCUGCAACUUUUAGAUGUAUCUCUACUUCAACACACCUGAAUCAAAUAAUCAGGUCAUUAGCAGGACUCUGGAGAACUGCACUUAGGAGGUGAUUCAGCUAUUGGAUUCAAGUGUGUUGGACCAGGGAGACAUCUGAGAGUUGCAGGACCUCGAGGACCAGGAUUGCCCACCGCUGGUCUAGAUAGUCUCCAGAUUCUACAAGAUUUCCACAUAUUUUUGUGUUUUUAGCCAAUAACGAACAAUUUCUACACACAAUUGGUUACUGACAGCAAAGUAAAAAGAAACACAAUGUGAAAUGAUUAGGAAUGUUUCUUCUUUUUCUUUAGUCAUACACAAUACAAAGACAUUAUUUUAAAGGCUGAAGCUGAAACACAUUCAAGACGAGAGGCAAAUGUAUCGUUUUUUUUUUUUUUUGUUUUGUUUUUUUACAACACUAAGCAUUUAAAAACAUGGCAGAAACAGCAGCUGGGGUGUUAAAAGUCAAAGGUGUCUGAUUCUUGUGUGAAUUAAGGGGUUUUGUUGCUCGGUGGUUUAAUGUUCUUGUAUUUUUGUUCCAUCUUGUUGUGUCAGCUCCGACGUCCAGGUGGAUCAGUUCGACGGAUGGAUUUUUUUUUCUGAACUAGAGAUAUUUGCUAAAAACAUUUCAAACAGGGGUUAGCAUUAUCAGUAAGGGUUGCACCAGUACAUGAAUGCAUGCAUCAGUCAGUAUUAUUGGUGCCUUCUCUGGUUGGUAAGUUGCAUAUCUCUGGUGGAUUUAUUCUGUGGUCAGGGACGGCUGGGUUUCUCUUCAGCCUGAAGGACACAGAGUAAUCAACUUGAGUUUUUGUUUUAAUAUUUCAGUAAAAUUUAAAGUUUUUCAUAAUCAUGUCCAAAAACAAUUUACCUCUAACCUUAUUUAUGUUUUGUUUUUAGUGGGUUUUGUUGUUUUUGUAAUUUUCCCCUUAUAUGUCAAAGUUUUGAGAGGCUGUAUUCUCUUUAUAGACUUUUGUCAGUGUGGAAGUGUCUCUGUGGCGACCAAAAGAUUUCUUCUACAGACCAGUGUUUUUGAUACGUACAGUGUUGUCAGCUGGAAGAGUUUUAAUUUUGUUUUGUAACCCCCCCCCUCUGUUGUGUAGAAAUGUCCCAAGAUUUUCAGAAUCUUUCUAUGGAGAUUAAAAAAGGAAAAUGCUAAUUUUACACAAAUUCGUCUUUGAGGAUUUCCCACCAAUCUCUUGCAUAAAGCCGUUCUCCCUGCUGAUUCUUCAAAAGUCAGUUUCCUUUUUGUGUUCCGUCCUAUUCCUGAUCUGUAAAAAUCUUCAGUAUAAUAUUGCUGGCUGACUAAUUGUAAUUAAAUAUGCUUUAAAAUAGGUAGAAAACCUUUUUUCCCCCUAGGAUUUAAAAAAGCUCGCAGCGCCAAGUUUCUGAAAUAUUAUACACAUUUAUUUGCUCCUCACCCAAUAAAAUGGAGAACACAAAAUUUCCUUUAUAAGUGCUUUUAGAUGCUGUGGGAUUUUGCAUGUAUGGCUGCUGUCAAAAUGCAAAAGUACCCAAGUGUUAUACGAAUAUAUUAAUAUUUACCCCACUCCCCAUCUCAGUGUAACCACUGAAUAUUUCAAGGAAACCAAAAAUGAGAAAACCACUAGAAAAUUUCCUCUUGACUCAGGUCAACCCAUUUUACGAUGCCUUGAAAAAUAUUUCUAUCUGUUGAUGGGAUUUUUUUUUUUUUACAUUUUGUCAUGUGACAAUGAUGAGAAAAUGAGAUAGGAAAUCUAUGUUGACGAAUCAUGUGCAAUCAAAAUGCAGCUGCAUGCCUUACUCCACAGCUGUCCCCAAUCAGUAAUCAAUGUUCACAUGAAAGGUAAACACCCAGCCUAACCACAAGGAUUGUAACACACAGCCACAAACCUUGACAUGCUUUAUUGGGAUUGUAUUUAUAUGAAAUGUCACAAAAUUAAUUAAUCCUAUGACCUCUGAAGGUCACACUGGAUUUUACCUAAAGGUAUCAGAAUAAAGGAGGCUGAAUACAAAUUCAUGUCACACCUUUUUUAGAUUUAUAGUACCAAAGAUACACUCAAAUUUUACAGGUGUAUCAUAAAAAUCAAGUAGCAAAAUGUGAAAAAUAUGACGGUGUAGGAAUACUUUUGAAAGGCAUUGUAAGGCUGGCUGUGCAUUCAUGACAAUCCAUUUAAAAGUGGUUCAAAAUUGCUGCUCAAAACCCAAACAGAUAAAUUAAAAAAGAUGUCCUAGGGAAUUAAAAACAGUCAUAGUGCCUCUUCUGGUGUCAUGUCUUUUUCUAAACUGCUACUAAAAAAAGAAGGAAGGCUGAAAGUAAAAUUAGUGCAGCACAGCUGUAAUGUCACUGGUUUGCCAGGUCGGUCCAUCUGUUCAGUCCAUACUGCCUCAUCGACACAAAAAACCGGACAGAUCACGGAGGAGCGCUGAGCCCAGCCAGAGGAGGAAUGGACGACACAUAGUCGCUCCCAUGCUGCUUCUUCAUUGUGGCGCCAGCUGAACGAGGCUUCAUGCACAGACCAACACACACCUCACUAUCAGAGAGGUGGGCAGCCGGGUGUUUUGGAAAACGGAUACGCCUACCUUAACCUAGACCCGGGAGCGGUCGGUGAAAAAUCUGAGGAUUCAGACGUCUGAAGUCACACUGACAAUCAGGAAAAAAACCCCAACAGAGCAGCACUUCUGACAGAGGAAUUCAUUAUUGUUCAACGAAUUGUGGCUUUUCUAGUGUGAAAAUAGUGAAGACUGUAAUGUUUUAAUGAGGAAAAAUAAAUUUAAAUAUAUUUAUAUCUGAUCAUAUCUGCUGUCUGUGUGUUCGAGGGUUUCAAAAGUAUCCCUUUCUCUGUAAAGGAGUCUUCAUAAGGAGAAUUAUUGGUUCAUUAUUUUUGUUUACAGUGCAGUGAUGUCAACUCAGAAUAUCAGGCUUUUGUUCUUGAAUUUCUUUCCAUUUUACCAAACCGCACCAAAAAAAAACAACUCUCCAUAUUGUCACCUUUAUAUUUUGUUUUAAUACAUUCCAGGCUGAAUAUACCAGUUAAUGUGUUGCACAGCAGAAAGGUUCAAACAGGAGCCACACAACCACCCAUACUCAUAAGUUACACACUGUCCUUAAAGAAAAGCUUCACAUGUAGAUAAUUAAGAUAAACUUAAUAUUUAUACCCGCUUUAUCCCAACGUAGCUCAGAAAACAAAAACAAACAAACA
Messenger RNA from Xiphophorus couchianus (Monterrey platyfish), 7044 nucleotides. It is a transcript of the gene fam78bb, whose product is annotated as family with sequence similarity 78 member Bb. NCBI's taxonomy places the organism in Eukaryota, Metazoa, Chordata, Actinopteri, Cyprinodontiformes, Poeciliidae. The transcript has 2 exons. The coding region runs from base 1442 to 2320 and encodes 292 amino acids. The record is from RefSeq and is a predicted model, not a curated record.